GAAGAAAAGGGAAAGAAAAAGGAGACAGGAAAGCCUAAUUUUGUAUUCCUUUCAUAUUCCUUCUCCAAUCGUCAGAGACUUCUUUCUGUCAAAGUGAGAGGUAAAAAAAGCAGUACAAGGGGCUAAAGCUUUAAGGGUUGCUCCCGAAAUCAUCAGACAAUGUAAGGCGAAGAGGAAAGGAACAAGUUGUUGCUUCUUGUUAACCAAACUUGUUUCUCAUCGUUAUUAUCAUUUAUGUGUCCCUCUCAUUCUCUGCUUCUUGUGUCUUUCUUAUUGUUUAACGUUAUUCCUCCUUCCACUUUCCACUUUCCUCUUUCAUUUUUUGUUAGUUGAAAGUUCUUAUCAAUAAUUCAGGUGAAUUCAGCAAAAUAUUUGAUUGACCAGAAGAUUUCUAUUGAUUUUUAGUGUUUACAAAAAGUUGGAAAAGUGUUUGCAAGCAAAGAAAGUGAAGUGACUCAUAGGAAACUUUGCUUGUGCUUUCAACCUAUUUAUUUUUUCUUUGCAAGUUAUUCAUAAUCUUUAUUUUUGUAUACUGUGGGUUAUAUUUUUUUUGGUAACCCAAGCGAUCUGUUUUAUAAUUAGAUAAUAUUUUCAGUGAUUCAUGUUGAUAAAUCUUUGUUGUUUCUUUUUAUAUUGUUGUAUACAACCAUCUUUCAUUGGUAUCUAUGUGCCUUUGUGAUUCAUCUUUAAACUUGUUUUUUUGUGUGACAUCUUAGAGAAAAAUAACUCAAACCAAAAUGGCCUUUAUAAAUGUUGCUGAAUGGACUCCACAAAAUGUUGUCAGUUGGCUACAAGGUCUGGAAGACUCUAUAUUACCGUAUGUUGCCUUUUUCUUGAACAAUAAUAUAAAUGGUUGCCGGUUAUUACUUCUUUCAUGUGAUGAUUUGGAAAAUUUAAAUGUAACCAAAGUUGGCCAUCAAGAGAUUAUAUUAGAAGCAGUUGAACUAUUGAAACAUCUUCACUACAAUUUUUGCUCCGAAACACUGCAAAUGUUAUCACUUCGUUUAGGAUGUAAAGCUCGAAGUUUAUUUAAUAUAUUGAAACGUGAAACUGAUGAAGAAGAAAAAUAUCGUGAUCGUGUAACAACAAAAACAUUAUCUGGUGUUUGUGAUAUAUUAACAUCAGUUAAAUUGUUUGUAUCCUGGAUUGAUAGGUAUCCAUUUGGAGGUCAAGAAGAAUAUAUAUCAAUACGUAAAGAAAUAUUAAAACUAAGCAUUGAAUUAGCAUCAACAGCUCAGCGUGAUCAAUUUGUGGAAAAGCCAAAUGAGGUUAUAAAAGAAAACUGUGCCAUUUUCGCUGAAACAUGUGAUAAAAUUGUUCAAGAUCUCAAUGAUCCACUUGCUAUACAACCAGCAUACUUGGAAGUAAUCACUAUAAAAAAGAAAAAUGGUGAAGAUAUUUUUUCUGGUGUACAUUUUUCAUCCUCUUAUUCUGGUAUUCAUAUUGUUGAGAAAAUAGAGCGUUCAUCUAUUUUUUAUAGAGGUCGUAUUGAGGAAGGUGAUGAAAUUGUGCAAAUAAAUUAUCAAACAGUGGUUGGUUGGCAUUUAAAGAAGAUGUUGAAUAUUAUCAAAGAAUUUUCAACAGAAAUUGCUAUAACAUUAAAGAAAAGACCUCUUCACAGUAACCAGAUAACUGUUUUAAAACAAUUUAAAAUUGUUAAUCGUAAAUUAAAAUCUGGUAGUCGUUAUAGAAAUGCUUCAACAACAACUGGUCACUCUGAUAAUGAUAGUGAUAAUGGAAGUAUUAAUGGAGUUAAUAUAAAGGAAAGAUCAACUGUACCAGAGAAUCCAAUUAAUACAAUUAUACAACCAAGACGUCCUCGUAUUGUGAGAAGGCGAUCUAGUAUAAGUGGAUCGUCACCUACUGCUAAAAAUCCACCAACAAGAAUAGAAGAUGUUUAUAAUAGACGAGAUAUGAUUUUAUCAAGAACUGUUUCACAUGAUGAUGGUAAAAAUUCACUGAUUUCUGGUAAAUCUAAAAUUUCUCCUGGAACAUCAUGUGAAAGUUGCUGUUCAAAAAAUAGCGGGAAUUCAAUACCUCCACGUAAAUCAUUAUCGUCAUCGCAAGUUCCAUAUGCUAAAGUCCAUCCAUUAUUGAAUCGUGAAUCAAAUUUUUUUAUUCCUAAACCUCCAAGUCCACAUUAUGUUACACCGCCACCGCUUCCUCCACAACCUAAACAUCUAAUUCAACAGCAUCAACAAACACAACAACAAACGCAACAGCAACCAUCACAACAAAAAACGCAACAACAACAAUCUCAAAGUAGCCAAGUUAAUCAAAGCCAAAAUGUUCAACGGUCACAAAAUCAACCACCUAAAAUAAAGUCGACUAUAAAAUUAACAAGUUAUGAUAUGGAGAAUGAUCCAGAAUUUCAUGAAUAUCAACCACCUCCAUCUCCAAAAUUACCGCCAUCACCACCUAAAACUCCGACAUCAACUAAAUCAGUUCCACCACCAGCACCAGCACCUAGACAGAGAGUAAUCGAUGAUCUUCUUAGGAAUGUUACUCUACCCCGACGAAAAUCAGAUGAAGGAAGUAGUUUUGAUUUUGUUAAUAGAUUAACAACAAUGACUGGACCAAAGCCAUUUACAAAUAAAAAUAAUUCAUCGUCUAAUAUAACUAAUCGACCUCAACCACCACUUCCAAGAGUUAUUGGUGUUGCUCGAUCAACUCAACCUUUUAAUAGAGAUAACAAAUCUCAGCAAUUAUCUUCAUACAGUGAUUCUAGUGCCGAUUCUUUAAAAUCAAUUGAAAGUGAUUGUGGAGAUGCAUCAAACGAUAGACAAAAGACUAAACCAGCCAUACCUCCAAAAUCUCAUAGGAUCCAUUCACGAUUAAUUUUCUAAUGUAUUAAUUUGCUUUGUAAAGUUAAAAUUACCCUAUCUCAUUAGUAAUCUCAUAAAAUGUAUACCGUCUCCGUUUCUCGUAAUACGGUCUUGAUGUGAAUCUCUUCAAUAAUCUUUCGAUGUAAAUUUUGUUUCUAAAUUAUAAAUAAGACAAAUUGUGCGAAUCUGA
This is a messenger RNA of Tetranychus urticae (two-spotted spider mite), 3015 nucleotides long. NCBI's taxonomy places the organism in Eukaryota, Metazoa, Arthropoda, Arachnida, Trombidiformes, Tetranychidae. The record is from RefSeq and is a predicted model, not a curated record.